Trachemys scripta elegans is the source of this 870-nucleotide messenger RNA. RefSeq names its product immunoglobulin superfamily member 1-like. The record is from RefSeq and is a predicted model, not a curated record. Lineage: Eukaryota; Metazoa; Chordata; Testudines; Emydidae. The transcript is spliced from 5 exons. The coding region runs from base 1 to 870 and encodes 289 amino acids.
AUGGCCGUGGGGGGAGCCUUGACCAUCCAAUGCAAGUGUCGGUGCCAGGGCAUGAGGGUUGUUCUGUACAAAGGAGGAGACCCCUCCCCGCUGCGAUACAUGGACAACGCUGGGGAUGUGGCUGAGUUUCCCAUCAGCAACGUGACACAGCAGGACAGUGGGAGAUACACCUGCCGUUCUGGCAGCACAUCAGAACCCUUUGUCUGGUCGGAUCCCAGCGAGCCCAUAGAGCUGGUGAUGAGAGAGCUCUAUCCAAAACCCACCAUCUCUGUGAGCCCCAGGGGGGAUGAUGGCCCUGGGGGGAGCUGUGACCGUCCUCUGAAAGCAGAUCUAUACCAAACCUCCAUCUCUGUGAGCCCCAGGGGAGUAAUGGCCAUGGGGGGCACCGUGACCAUCAGGUGUGAGUGUAGGUACCAGGGUCUGAGGGUUGUUCUGUACAAAGAAGGAGACCACACCACGCUGCAGCACAUAGAAAAUAUUGGGGACGUGACUAAGUUUCCCAUCUGCAGUGUUACACAGGAUGGCAGCAGGAGCUACACCUGCCGUUAUGGCAGCACAUCACAAGCCUUCAUCUGGUCAGAUCCCAGCGAGCCUGUGGAGCUGGUGGUGAGAGGUGGUGACUCUGGAUUGACCCUAGAGGAGCUGAGUUCAGAAUCCAGCCCUGAUAAUUCCAAGAACUCCACAGACCUGUGCUGUCCUUUCACAGUCCUCAUGAGGCGCCUGGAUUUCACCUGGGGCAACAUCCUCCGUCUGGGCCUGGGCGCUGGCGUCCUGCUGGCCCUGGUGCUGAUCAUGGCUGAGGCUAGUUACUGCCGGAAGGAGACUCCAGAUUCCCAGCUCCUCCUGCUCCCCGCUGGGGAUAUGACGUGA